AUAUUUUAGUUAGAUUCACUUUUUUUUUUUUUUUAAAUCAUCAUCUUCUAGUCCAUUUGUUUUAUAUUGCUGGUCGGUUGCAUCCCAAGAAAUAGAUCAAGAAACUGCGUUAUUAAGUAACAGAAUAAUCCGAAAUUCAACUCUGAUUUUGACCACACUUCUGGCAAGAAGACAUACCAGGAAUAUUAAGUCCUCACUUUCCCCACUUUCUGGAGGACCCUGGCAUGUCUAAAAGACAUCACUAUUCAGCUUCUGCAAAGAUGCCAAAAUCCUUUAGCAAGUUUACUUUUCUAUAUGUUUGUCAUUCAAUGCAUUAGGUAACUACCUGAUAUGAACAUGACAGUGACGAGGCGCUGUAACUCACAUUUUGCUUUCAUUAUUGCGACCAUCUUUUCAUUGUGCUUGCAAAUCAGAGCAAACUACAUUGACCAUCCUUGGGCUACAAAUGAGAGCUAUUUGAGUACCGUUACCCAAAACAUAAGUGAAAACCAGAGUACGACUGAAGCCAGUACAAAUCUUAUUACGCAAGACGCAGAUUACAAUGACACUUCAGUGACUACUUUUGAAAUACAGACAGCCACCUUUCAGUCAUCAACAUUUGGUCAGGAACCUUCAACAUCUUCCCCUGGCUUUAAUCUUACUUCUGCAGUUCAAGUCCCUUUGACCACCACCAAGCCCCACAUUACAACAAAAACUGAAAAUUGUGAAGAAAAGAAUAAAUCUCUGAUACUAAUUUGUUUCAUUAUAAUAGCAGUGCUUGUUCUUGCUUGCACAUUUCUAUUUUUGUCAACUGUGGUAAUGGCAAAUAAGAUAUCGUAUCUCAAAAGAUCUAAACAAGGCAAGCGCAUGCCCAGGAGUAAUGGCGAUUUUCUGGUUACCAGCAGUUUAUGGCCAACUGGAUCAGAUACAUGGCAGAAGAAGUCUAAAGAGCUAACAGGAACUGACUUGAUGAUGCAAGACCUGAUAUCAGAGACAGCUAUCACAGUUCAAAAGAAAAAUGCAGUUGAAACAACUGAGAAACUCACUAGCGGAAGAGCUAAUCAUCAGAAAAAAGAAGAAGAAUCAAAACCAUGCGACAGCAUCAUAACCAAUUUUAUAGUUGAGAUUUAAGUAAUGCUCAGAUUCCUAACAGACACAACAUUGCAGCCUUGAAGUAACAUUAUAGUGCCACAGGAGAACCAGGUUCACAUCCUGGAUUUGGUUUUCCACUGCAUAACAAUGGGAACUCUAUGCAGUAGCGCACAGCUCCAUAGGAAGGAGCACCCCAACUUGUGCGCACCCCAACUUGUUCAGUCAUUUGCAACAGUAUCCUGCACUGUUUUAAAGGCAGACCUAUCCAUUACUGCUUUGAAAGAAAUUGGUGGGCAAUGGAGCUGAGUGGGGAUAAAGCAACAAACAUUUAGGAUAUUAGGGCUGCAAAAGGAACCCCACAAAGGUCAUAGGGAGGGAUUCCAAUAGCCUAGUAGGUACAGAAUCUGCAAAGUACUAUUUAUGGGUGUACGAUUGCUUUUUUAUUUUAAAUGAAGCUCAUUUCUCUCUGAUGUAAUGAGUGACCCACAAACCAGUAGGUUGGAAGACCACUCUGAUAUUGCAAACAGAAUUCUCAAGAACUCCUAAGCAGUUUUGUACAUCAGAGGUUCUCAAAUUGUGGUCUGUUGGCCACUGAAAGCAUGCUGAGAGUUGGCUGAUCACAUAGUGCUAUCUCCUCCUCGUUGCCAUCUGCUACAUUAUAUUAAGAAACAGUUAUAACUAGCUAACAUGCAGGAAACUGCUGUAGUUGUUAGAGAGGUGUUGCAUGACGACAAAUGGGAGGAGAGGGCCAUGAAUGGGGAAGUGUUCCCUCAGACUAACUCUAUACUAAGAUGUGCUCUGGAUUGUGAAGAAGUUUGAGCACCCAUAUAGUACAUGUUGUGUGAGUUAACCUCUAAAAAACUAGUAUUUUCAGUUACUUGUGCUGGCAUUUGUUUGGUUGCAACUAACUUUAAAGCAAAUAUACUGUACAGCCAAGAUACGAUUUCUGGUCUUGUUCUUGGCCAUAACACAAGCCUACCUUGCUUUUGAACUAAUUUAAAGUCAACUGUAUUUGCUGAGCUUUAAGUUUGUGCAAAAAUAUAUAAAAUUUGUUUUAUAUGUAACAGGGUUGGAGUAAAACUCUCACUUGGUAACACCAAUAAAA
Molecule: messenger RNA, 2176 nt
Organism: Mauremys reevesii (Reeves's turtle)
Lineage: Eukaryota; Metazoa; Chordata; Testudines; Geoemydidae
Gene: EVI2A
Product: ecotropic viral integration site 2A
Exons: 3
Coding region: 331-1110 (259 amino acids)
Cellular component (GO): membrane
Source: RefSeq, a predicted model, not a curated record